Messenger RNA from Rhododendron vialii, 1971 nucleotides. RefSeq names its product probable serine/threonine-protein kinase At1g01540. Gene Ontology annotation, molecular function: protein kinase activity; ATP binding. Gene Ontology annotation, biological process: protein phosphorylation. The transcript is spliced from 7 exons. The coding region runs from base 276 to 1784 and encodes 502 amino acids. NCBI's taxonomy places the organism in Eukaryota, Viridiplantae, Streptophyta, Magnoliopsida, Ericales, Ericaceae. The record is from RefSeq and is a predicted model, not a curated record.
GGGGGUUCCUCCAGGUCUCCAAGUCCCAUCAUUACAGCUCUCUCUCUCUCUCUCUCUCUCUCUCUCUAAACCCCACUCCCCCUCUCUAGACCCUUCACAGUUCCCACUCGUUUGCCUCAACUCCCAAGUCCCUCCACUGUCAUUCGAACCACCCACCACUGUAUCCCACUCUCCUCUCUCUGUUUCUUCUCUGCUUCAAUCUCUCCUAUACCAUACCCACCUCUGACUUUUAACAACAGAGAGAGAGAGAGAGAGAGAGAGAGAGAGAGAGAGAGAUGUCCACGUCUCUAAACGACCAGCUCUCCCAACGAACCUCAAUCUUCGGCCUUCGCUUAUGGGUCGUCCUCGGCAUAUGCUUCGGCGCCGCAAUUGUCCUCGUCCUCUUCCUCCUCUCCCUCUACUUCACCUCCAGACGCAACCACCACAACAACAAAAAAACCACUCGCCAUCUCAAACCCACCAUCCCGAACGUCUCCAAAGAGAUCCAAGAGAUCCGCGUCGAAAACCCACCUCAACAAACCCACUUCCAAGAAAACCCCAAACCCGCUACAGAACCCGACCCGGUACACGUACCCGAACGACUAGAAGACGAGAGGUUAAUUGGGCACCAGAGGAUUCAUGUGGAGGUUGGGAAGGGCCACCGGAUUUCCUACCCAGACCGCGGCUGCGGCGGCGGAGGAGGAGGGGAGCAGGUGGGGAUGUGUGGGCCAGAGGUGUCGCAUUUGGGGUGGGGGCAUUGGUACACGCUUAGAGAGCUUGAGGAGUCGACUAAUGGGUUUUGUGAUGAGAAUGUGAUUGGGGAAGGUGGGUAUGGGAUUGUUUACAGUGGGGUGUUGAGAGAUAGUACCCGUGUGGCUGUCAAGAAUUUGCUCAAUAACAGGGGACAAGCUGAGAAGGAGUUUAAAGUUGAAGUUGAAGCAAUUGGGCGCGUUCGGCAUAAGAAUUUGGUGAGGUUGCUGGGUUACUGCGCAGAAGGUGCUCAUAGGAUGCUUGUUUAUGAGUAUGUAGACAAUGGAAAUUUGGAACAGUGGCUACACGGAGAUGUAGGGCCAUGCAGCCCUCUUACGUGGGAUAUCCGCAUGAACGUUGUACUUGGAACUGCAAAAGGGUUGACUUAUCUUCAUGAGGGGCUUGAGCCCAAGGUUGUUCACCGGGAUAUCAAGUCAAGCAACAUUUUGCUUGAUAAGCAGUGGAAUGCCAAAGUGUCAGACUUUGGCUUAGCUAAGCUCUUGGGCUCAGAGAGGAGUUACGUGACAACUCGAGUAAUGGGAACCUUUGGUUAUGUUGCUCCAGAAUAUGCUAGUACUGGCAUGUUGAAUGAGAGAAGUGACGUUUAUAGUUUUGGGAUUCUUCUUAUGGAGAUAAUUUCUGGGAGGACUCCAGUGGAUUAUAGCCGUCCUCAGGGGGAGGUGAACCUAGUCGAGUGGCUUAAAGCAAUGGUUUCCAGCAGGAAUGCAGAAGGAGUUUUGGAUCCUAAAAUAUCUGAGAAGCCUUCUUCAAGGGCAUUGAAGCGUGCCCUUUUAGUAGCUCUACGGUGUGUAGACCCAAAUGGUCAGAAGAGGCCGAAGAUGGGUCGUGUAAUACACAUGCUUGAAGCUGAUGAUUUUCCCUUCAGAGAUGAGCGAAGAGCUGGACGAGAACAUGGUCACUUUCACCAUGGCAGUAUAAAGGAGAGGUUGAUGGAAAAAAGUGUGAUUGAAUCAGGUGACAGUAGUGGGUAUGAGAGUUCUGCCCAAGCCAGCAGGUCGUUAUGGAGAAAGCAAGAACCUGAAGAAGAGCAGUGAUCUCGACAAGCCCAUUGAGUUAACACGCGUCUGUGAGUCCCAUUACAUUCAGUGCUGGCCCUUUGUUAAUUGUUAUAUUUCAUUUCACAUGUAUAUACGGGCUGUAUUAAUUAUUGUUGUAGAUGCCUUUUUUGCGAUGACUCAGUUGGACACCAUUGAUAAUAGUUAAGUUGGAUACCAUCUAUAA